GCGGCGGCUGUUGCGCUGCCCUGCUGGAACGGGCUGCUCCUGGGUCUGGCGUCGCUGGCCGAGGCGGCCUGCGGCCUGGCGCUGGGCGUCCUGCACGGCCUCGCAGGGCUGCUGCGGGGCUGCUGCGCCAGCCUGGAGGGCCUCAAGGUGCUGGGGCACCUCCUCUCCCACCUGGCGCUGCGGAGCAAGGAGUUGCUGCACCGCGGGCUCUGCAACCUGCUCGGCUCCGGGCAGAGCCUGGUGAGGCAGGUGUGCGAAGGGCUGGCCAUCUGCAUGAGCCUGCUGGCCUACUUGGUCAACAGCGUCAUCAACAUGUGCCUCAUUGGCAUGCAGAACCUCUUCACCCUGCUGGUGGCCCUGUGGGAUUCGAUCGUCAGCCCCUUCCUGAGGGUCACGGACCUGCUGGCCGCUUUCCUGGCACAUAUCUCCAGCAGCGCCAUCGCUGUGUCCAUUCUGCUGUGGUCGCCCUGCCAGCUGGCCUUCGAGAUCCUGGCCUCUGUCACCGAGCUCUUGAUCAACGUCUUCUUUGUGAAUAUCUAUGGCUUGCUCUUGCUCAUCCUUAUUAUUGUGGUCAGCACUUUUGUGUUCAACCCUGGGCUGGUGUGGACGCUGGCCAGCCAUGUGCUCGGGUACCUGAACACGCUGCCUCCCUACCACCGCCUGCAGAGGGAUGCGUGGCGGCUCUACCAGGUGGCGGUCCUCACGCUGGGCAUGGUCAUGACCUCCCAGGCCUGGCGCAGGCUGGUGGACUGGAGUCUCCAGGUGUCCAACUGGAGCAGAGGAGGCAGAACGAUGAACCGGGAGAGCAGCCAGCGAGAGGCAGCCGUGCCUGUCCCGAGACCGGCGGCUCCGGGCAGGGCCGCGCUGGCAGCGGCAGAGCAGGGGGAGGAGGAGCAGGUACCACACGCGCGUCCAGCUCUGAAUCGAGGCGCUGUUACAGGGCAGCGUGUCCAGCCAGCCAGGGAAGAACCGGGCACCUCCUGGGUGCAACCUCCGAGGAGAGAGCAGCUGAAUGCAGCGGCUGGGGAUGGUGACGCUGCUCCGGACAAUGAUCCCUGGAUGCUUCUGAAGGAACAAGAAGAACGGAAGAAAUGCGUCAUCUGUCAAGACCAAACCAAGACAGUCCUGCUGCUGCCCUGCAGGCACCUGUGCCUGUGCCAGGAGUGCACGGAAGUCUUGCUGCAGCAGGCCAUCUACCAGCGCAACUGCCCUCUGUGUCGCCAGAUGAUCCUGCAGACGCUCAACGUGUACUUGUGAACCCAGGAGCAAGUACCUUGGGUGUUUUUUCGACAAGGUCAAGGACCAUCCCUGUUGCUGCCUGUUGUCCGGAAGCAGUAUCGCUCUUCCCAGCACUGCCUCGAGUUUUCCAAAGAGCUAAGAAUGGUGCUGGGAGGGGAAGAGGCUGUUGGAGUAUCUGUUAACCACACUUGUAAUGUAACUAGCCUAUGGCUGUCGCUAACAAGCACAAUGGCUGAUCUCUGCAGCAGGCCAAAAGAGCUGCCUUUUUCUGUUGACAUUUGCUGUUCCAUGGCUUAUUGCCUUGAGCUUACAGCAGCUUGAUAUCAAAAGCUGAUACCAUAUCAGAAAGAUGCUCUGGUUCCUCCUA
Molecule: messenger RNA, 1606 nt
Organism: Tinamus guttatus (white-throated tinamou)
Lineage: Eukaryota; Metazoa; Chordata; Aves; Tinamiformes; Tinamidae
Gene: RNF26
Product: ring finger protein 26
Biological process (GO): ubiquitin-dependent protein catabolic process; protein ubiquitination
Molecular function (GO): ubiquitin protein ligase activity
Source: RefSeq, a predicted model, not a curated record